ACCCAUUGUAAUUAUUGUAUUGUGUAAUUGUUUCAUUGUGAAUUUGAUAUUUAGUUUGGUUUAUUAAUUGUUACCGAAUGAAGAUAAUUAUGACUGUGUAUUACCAUGAUGAGCAUGAUAAAUAAUGACAAUGCUUGGGUUGAUUGGAAUAGAAAGAGAAUUCCUAGCAGAUCAUGACAAAGGAUAAUCUCUGAUUUGGAUGGGUCUUUAUUUUUUCCGCAUAAACACUUUUGCAUCUUAUCGUAUUCAAUCAAUUGUUAACGAUUAACCAUUUUAACAGGAUAUUUAAAGCCACCGGUUGUUUGUGAAUCCAAUCAAUUCUUUUCUGUUCCUUUCGGUUACACUAAAAACCUCUUUUCAUCAUGUUGCGAUUUGCUCUUUUGGCAACUCUUGUUGCUCUUACUUAUGGAUACUCUAUUUCUGUUGAUGAAAUUAAACAACAGUUUUCAGCUUUCAAGACUAACCACAGUGUUGUUUACGCCGAUGAAAAAGAAGAAGCUAAACGAUUUGAAAUUUUCGCAAAAAACCUUGAAUUCAUCAAAAACCACAACGAAAAGGCUAACAAUGGUGAACACUCAUUCUGGCUUGGAGUCAACAAGUUCGCUGACUUGACUUAUGAAGAAUUUGCCGCCCGAUACUUGAACUACAGAGGUGCAGAAAAGAAACCAGCUCCACUUCUUCACAACUCUGCUUACUUUGGAGACUUACCUACCUCCGUUGACUGGCGAGAAAAGGGUGCCGUAACACCUGUUAAGGAUCAAGGUUCAUGUGGAUCUUGUUGGGCAUUCUCAGCUGUUGCUGGCAUUGAAGGUGCCAACUUCCUUAAAAAUGGAAAACUUGUCUCUCUCAGUGAACAAAAUCUUGUUGAUUGUGCUAAAGAUGAUGUUGACCAAGGUUGCAAUGGAGGUUUAAUGGAUCAUGCUUUUACCUAUGUCAUCAACAACAAAGGUAUUGACACUGAAAGCUCUUACCCAUACAAAGGCGCCGAUGGUUCAUGUGCAUUCAAAUCAUCUGAUGUUGGUGCUACUAUUAGCUCAUUUGUUGAUGUUGAAAGUGGAAAUGAAAAAGCUUUAGCCACCGCUGUCGCUCUUCAACCCGUUUCAGUUGCUAUUGAUGCUUCUAUCUUCCUUCAACUUUACUUUGGUGGUGUCUUUGAUAUUGGACUCCUUUGCUCAUCUUCAGCUGACAAGCUUAACCAUGGUGUCACCGCUGUUGGUUACGGUACUGGAUCAAAGGACUUCUGGAUCAUCAAAAACAGUUGGGGUGCAGGCUGGGGAGAAAAGGGUUACUUCCGAAUGGCCAGAGGAAAGAACCUUUGUGGUGUUGCCACUCAAGCCAGUUAUGUUGUUGUCUAAGCUUAUUUGUAUUUACGAAUUGCUAUUUGAUAAAAUCAAAUGUAACUCUUUUGUUUACAAAUAAAUAAAAAAAAUUGAUGCCCGUUAAAA
Molecule: messenger RNA, 1445 nt
Organism: Tetranychus urticae (two-spotted spider mite)
Lineage: Eukaryota; Metazoa; Arthropoda; Arachnida; Trombidiformes; Tetranychidae
Product: crustapain
Biological process (GO): proteolysis
Molecular function (GO): cysteine-type peptidase activity
Source: RefSeq, a predicted model, not a curated record